UUGUCCCCGCGCCUCGCGGGUGUCACAGCGCGGCCACGCCACGGGGGACAGCCCCCCUCCCCACUGCCACCAGCCGCGUCCCCGCUGCCGCUCGCCCGGGUGACAACCGGGGCAGGAGUGGAGGGCGCGUCUCCUCCGGCCGCGGCUGGCACCCUCCCGUGUCCCCUCCGGCCGAAUCGUGUCGCCUCCAGCCGCGCUGGUGGCACCCCACAGUGUCCCCACGGCCGUGUCCCCUCUGCCCCACUGGCCGGGGAUGCGGCUGCAGCUGGGUGGGGCCAUCCCGGCGGUUUUGGGGACCCCCUUCUGCCACCUGUCCCCAUCCCAGUACCCCACGGUGGCUUUGGUGGCCGCUGCCCCGGCGGGCACGUCCCCGCCGCAUCCCUCCGUGCCUCAGUUUCCCCCGGAGCCGGUGAUUGCUCCUUAAUGGUAAAUCCAUACGGGAUUAAUGUCCCCGCACGGGGGGCUGGAAAGGUCACCUCAUCCGUCCUGGGGGUGGUGACAGCGCUCGAUGGCGGUGGCGGGGCUGCGGUGACAGGGCUGUGGUGGCGGCUUCGUGCCUGGUCUGGGGAAACUGAGGCAGCCGUGGCUGCGGGUGUCUGUCCCCUCCACUGUCCCCCAUGGGUGGCUCAGGGCCGUGAGUCUCGUCCCAUGUGCCACGUUUGUGUCCCUGGGUGUGGCUGAUGUCCCCGUGUCCCGCUGUCACAUCCCGCGGCUGUCUCAGGGCAGGCUGUGUGUGACAUGGCUGUGUGUGACAUCCGUGUGUGUCCUCGUGCCACGGCUGUGUGUGACAUCCAUGUCAGUGUCUGUGUCCUGUGUCCUCGUGCCACGGCUCUGUGUCACAUCCAUGUCACUGUGCCGUGGCUGCCUGUCACAUCUGCCAUGUGCCACUUCGUACGUCCUGGCUGCCUGUGUGCCACGGUGACAUGUCACGCCUGUGCCCAUGUCCCGUGCCCGCCUGGCAUUGCCAUGUCCAUGUCCUGUGGCCACACGCGUGUCCCCGUGUCCGUGUGUCCCGCCCGUGCCCCCCCCCCGCCCCGCUCUGUCCUCCCCAGCCCCUCUGUGUCCCAGGCUUGGGACCCUGCAGGGGGACAGUGACAGAGUGCUGGCACGUGUCCCCUGGUCCUGCGUGCCCGUGGGUCUGUCACGCGUGAGGGAGGAGCCACCAGCCCCCCUCGGGCUAUAAAACCCGGGCGGGUGCAGGAGCUGCCGUGUCCCCGGAACUGUCACCCCACUGCCAGGCCCUGCCUGUCACCUCUGCCUCCGCCAUCAUGGUGACGCCCCCGCGGCCGUGGCGCGCGCUGGUGGCCGUGUCCCUCUGUGCCCUGCUGUGCCUGGCGGGCGCGUACCCCCCUAAACCCGAGAGCCCCGGCGACGACGCGUCCCCCGAGGAGAUGGCCCGGUACUUCUCGGCCCUCCGCCACUACAUCAACCUGGUCACGCGGCAGAGGUACGGGAAACGCGCCAGCCCCGGCGCCGCGGUGACGGAGCUGCUCCUGGGGGCCGGCAGUGACAGGUCACGGUACGAUGACGACUCCUCGUGGUGACCUCCCCCCCCCCCCCCCCCCCCCCCAAACCCUCC
Serinus canaria (Common canary) is the source of this 1579-nucleotide messenger RNA. RefSeq names its product peptide YY-like. Gene Ontology annotation, biological process: feeding behavior; neuropeptide signaling pathway. Gene Ontology annotation, cellular component: extracellular region. The coding region runs from base 1269 to 1544 and encodes 91 amino acids. Lineage: Eukaryota; Metazoa; Chordata; Aves; Passeriformes; Fringillidae. The transcript is spliced from 4 exons. Gene Ontology annotation, molecular function: neuropeptide Y receptor binding; neuropeptide hormone activity. The record is from RefSeq and is a predicted model, not a curated record.